Molecule: messenger RNA, 846 nt
Organism: Polistes canadensis
Lineage: Eukaryota; Metazoa; Arthropoda; Insecta; Hymenoptera; Vespidae
Exons: 2
Coding region: 58-459 (133 amino acids)
Source: RefSeq, a predicted model, not a curated record
UUGUAAUUUCUUUUUCUAUGUAGGUUUCCGGACAAAAAUGCUUCUAUUUUUGGUGGUAUGGUAGAUAAUUUAUCGAUAUGUAAUAAGAUGGAUAAUUCACACAUAUGUAAUCUCAAUGCGGAUUGCAUUUCUAUUAUAAUACGUGGUAGGGAUAUGCAAACCUGGACUUUAAAGUUAAAUGGUUUUUAUGAUGGAUAUAGAUUAAUAAUGGAAUUCAAAGAUAAAAUAGUUUUAAAGACACACUCAAUAGGUUUUAUGAUAGCCGGUGAAUGUUGCCUUAAAUAUAGUCUUAACCAAGAAUCAUUGAAUUUUAUGAAAGUUUUUCCAACAGUGCCAAUAUUUCAAAUUUAUGGCUUUGAGACAAUUGAAGCAACAAGUUCAAAUGGAUUAUUUAAAAAAUUGUGCAACAAAUGGGAUAGAAUGGAGAAUUUAGUUUUCUUAAUAAUCACGUAUAAUUAAUACUUAACCACCAAUCGAUUUUCCAGGCACUCCACGUUUGAUUUUACACACAUUUUUCGCACAUGUAACGCAGACUAGUAAUAAAUAUUUGAAAAACAAAGUACAUGUAAAAAUGAUUUUAAUGGGAAAAUUAUAUUUAGUAGUAACGAUCAUAUAUUGCAUGCAUAAUAUUUUAUACAUAACAUAAGUAAUAUAACAAUUAUUUUUUAUUUAGUUUUUCAACUGGAAACCAUCAGAUUUUUUCAUGAAUUUUAACUGAACUAUAUUUAACAGAUUUUUAUUAGAAAUUGUAUUUUAUAAAAGCAAUUAAUCCAAUUCAUUAUAAAAACAACAUCAAUUCAAGACUGAUAAUAAUUAAUAAAAAGAAAAAUGUUGCUAAGGAAAAAA